CAUUGAAUUGGAAUUUCUUUUGAUUAGAGUACGAGUGGCUCGUACUAUAUAACUGGAGAUCUGUAAACGAUUUUUAUUAGAAGAGAUUUCGUCCGUUCGUAGAGAAAACAGCUCAUAAUGUAUUUGAAAAACGUGUUAGUCCUUUGCGGUUUAUCCUCAAUGUUGGCAGUGUCCAGUGGUCUAAUGUUGGAAUGCAACUACAGCAGGAAAGUCCAAGACGAUAUAGGUUUAGUGUACACAUGUGAAGCGAGAGUCGUUCCAGUUGGGGAUCAACGAUACGUGUUUAGCAUAUCUGAAAAUUCAGUACAUUUGGAAGGCUAUGGUAACGACGAUGUCGAAGCACUUGAGUAUAAUGCACCCAUUGGCUUCACACCACGCAAUGUGAGCUCAUUUUUUCCGAAUCUUCUAUUAAUUAAGGCAAAUGGAAUUCAGUCGGACAGUCUUACACGUGAGGACUUAACGGGAUUCGCUCAAUUACGUUCGUUAAGAUUUUCUGACAACAACUUAAGAGAGAUCGGCAACGAUUUAUUCAUCGAGAAUCCAUUAUUGACUCUGAUUUUCUUAGACAACAAUCAGAUACGACAUGUCGCUAACAAUGUAUUCGAUCACUUAACUUUACUUCGUACCUUAUAUAUGUUCAAUAACGAUUGCACCAACGAAUUCGUCUACAAUGAACCAGAUAAGGUUCCAGAUGUAUUGUUCCAAAUUUUACUUGAAUGUCCACCAACAUUUGAAAUGAUUGAGGAACGAAUUGUGAAUGGUGAUCAACUGGGACUUGCGGUUCAGUCUCGAAUCGACAGUGCGACCGCUACGUUACAUGAGAAACUGGAAGCCGUAGUCGAACAACUUAGCUUAUUAGAGGAGAGAAUAGAAUUACUGGAAACAAAUAGUACAAUACCGGUUAGCAAUUAAGUGCUACUGUUAGAAACACAGACAAAAUAAAGUUAAUAAACGAGUCAUUCAUUGUAAA
This is a messenger RNA of Bradysia coprophila, 970 nucleotides long. RefSeq lists its product as uncharacterized. The record is from RefSeq and is a predicted model, not a curated record. Lineage: Eukaryota; Metazoa; Arthropoda; Insecta; Diptera; Sciaridae. Gene Ontology annotation, molecular function: protein binding.